GCACACGUGACACCUUUUCUCUCAGUGUGCUGGAAGUGCAGAAAUAAGCACAGGAGGGUCUGAUCUUAUCUACUCUGUGAAGGUAGAUGGGGGGAUGAAGGUCAUAUGAUUUUAGUGUUUGCUCUAGACUAUGAUCCCAUUAAAACGCAGGAAGGUCUCUCUACCUGUAACCCAGCAGAAUGACACCUGUAAGUUCCCCCAUGUUUCUGUAUUCAUCCUGGAGAGGAAGAUGGGAACGUCUAGAAGAGCAUUUCUUACACGACUAGGACGGAGCAAAGGAUUUCUUAUUAAAGAAACCUACAGCUCCUCCAUCACACAUGUUGUGUCAGAAAGCAACAGUGGAGAUGAAGUCCAGGCCUGGCUGGACAGCCAAACUGAACGAAACGCCUCCAGUUCUGUCCAUUUGUUGGACAUUAGUUGGUUUACAGAGAGCAUGGAGGCAGGACAUCCCGUUAUAGUUCAGGACAAACACAUAUUAAAGGUUAACCCCAAACCCAACGGAGACUCCACCGCAAUGCUGAUGAAAAGUUACGCCUGUCAAAGACGAACGCCUUUAAAACACCACAAUUCAUUUCUUACAGAGGCUCUUGAAAUCUUGGCUCAGAAUGCCGAAUAUAAUGAUAAUGAAGGACGGAGCGUGGCGUUCAGACGGGCCGCAUCGGUCCUGAAGGCGCUUCCCCGGCGCGUGAGGAGCAUGCAGGAUCUGAGGUGGCUGCCCUGCCUGGGUGACCAUUCACAGAGAGUUAUAAAGGAGAUUUUAGAAGAUGGGUCAUCAAGAGAAGUAGAGUCUACAAGACAAUCAGAGCAAUAUCAGGCCAUGAAGGCUCUAACUGGUAUUUUCGGGGUGGGUGUGCGGACGGCAGAUCGCUGGUUUAGAGAGGGUUUGCGAACCCCAGACGAUUUGAUUCACACAGGACAACAGUUGAACCGUGAACAGCAAGCAGGAGUCCAGUAUUACGAUGACCUCCAGAAACCCGUCACUAAGGCUGAGGCUGAUGUCAUCAGUGAUAUGGUUGAGAAAGCUGUGCACGCUGUGCUGCCCGGAGCAGAGAUCCAGCUCAUGGGAGGCUUCAGGAGGGGGAAGGAAGUCGGUCACGAUGUGGACUUUCUCAUAACACAUCCAGAGGAAGGAAAAGAGGAAGGACUGAUGCCUAAAAUCACAAACUGGCUGAAGGAGCAGGGUUUGCUGCUGUAUCAGAAGACGACCAGAAACUCUUAUCUGGAAAAAAUGGAUGGUCCAGCUCGGGCGUCUAGUAACAUGGAUCGCUUUGAGAGAUGCUUUUCCAUAUUUAAGCUUCAGAAAUCUGCUGCGAGCUGCAAAUCGAGUUCCGCUGCUUCUGCCGAGGAUGUCAGUACAGGACGUGAAAGUGAAGGACCCGCUGAGCAUCAUUCAGAAGCGUCCGGCUGGAGAGCUGUACGGGUCGAUCUGGUGGUCAGUCCCUACAGUCAGUUUGCCUUCGCCACUCUCGGAUGGACCGGCUCAAAGCUGUUUGAGAGGGAGUUGAGACGGUGGGCGGGGCAAGAGAAGCACAUGUCCUUGAGCAGUCACGCCCUCUAUGACAGCAAACAGAAUCUGUACCUCAGAGCAAAGACGGAAGAGGAGAUUUUUGCCCACCUGGGUCUGGAGUUUAUUCCUCCAUCCGAGCGAAAUGCCUGAAUCUGUCUGUUUUUGAUUAUCACUACAAAUGUGCCAUCGUCGAGCCUUAUAUUUUAGCUCCCAGUUAUGAUCAGAUCACAUUUUAUAUGUAAACAUUUAUAGGACAUGAUGGAAAAGAGACCGGUAUCUGAUGUUUUGUGUGCAGUCAUCAAUCAAUUGCUGCAUAUGCAGUUUCAAGUUGUAAUGUGUCUAGUAUUGUAUACUUCUUCUAGAUGUUUAUAAGAUAUUGUCUUUUUUGAAAUUUUAACAUUACUUAUGUCUUAUUUUAUACUUUGUAAUUAAAGAAUAUUUUAAUUAAAACACCAAAAUAUGUCUCUCUUGAUAAUCUUUAUCUGGAUAAAUGACCGAUUUCCUUUCCAUUCAGUGCACUGGCACCUAUUGGUUAUUCAACAUGUAAAUGUUCUACUGACAUUCGUAGUUAUGGAGGCUCAAGCUUUUGUGAGAGAGAAUAUUUGAUGCAUAUGUAGGCGUUAUUGCAUAUAUGCAGGAUGUAUAUGUGGUUAGAUGAUGCUUGACAUUAUUCUAACGUCCUUUUUGCACACCUGGUUCAUUUUGACCCGCUUUUCCCAACCGCCUAACAACCAUACAUGCUCAC
Molecule: messenger RNA, 2252 nt
Organism: Cyprinus carpio (common carp)
Lineage: Eukaryota; Metazoa; Chordata; Actinopteri; Cypriniformes; Cyprinidae
Gene: polm
Product: polymerase (DNA directed), mu
Biological process (GO): double-strand break repair via nonhomologous end joining
Cellular component (GO): nucleus
Molecular function (GO): DNA-directed DNA polymerase activity; DNA binding
Source: RefSeq, a predicted model, not a curated record